Messenger RNA from Drosophila eugracilis, 1818 nucleotides. RefSeq names its product pre-mRNA-processing factor 17. The coding region runs from base 1 to 1731 and encodes 576 amino acids. The transcript is spliced from 3 exons. Lineage: Eukaryota; Metazoa; Arthropoda; Insecta; Diptera; Drosophilidae. Gene Ontology annotation, cellular component: catalytic step 2 spliceosome. Gene Ontology annotation, biological process: mRNA splicing, via spliceosome. The record is from RefSeq and is a predicted model, not a curated record. Gene Ontology annotation, molecular function: protein binding; mRNA binding.
AUGCUGGGCCUUCAAACGUACGCGAGCUCCUCGGAGGGCGAAUCGGACCAUGAGGACGGCGCAGCCUCCAAAUCGGAGUCCUCCACUCCCAUUUCCAUUCCCGAUCAUCUGCUACCCGUGGACAAAACACAUUCGCUUUCCACGGCCAUCGCCGUGUGUGCAGCACCAGCGGUAGUGCCACUUGGAGCGUCAGCUGUGCCCCGAACUUUGGAUCCAACGCUCAAGGAGGUCAUCUACAAUCCGCGUUACGAGGAGAUGUAUGCGCCGGUCAAAGGUCCGGAGCACCCGGACCUCACCAUGCAACAGCGGGCACCGCGUAACACACUAGCCGGCUACGUGGAGAAGGCUCACAUCAACGCAUUCGAGUUUGAGAACCAGCGGCGCACCUUCCACACCUACGGCUAUGCCUUGGAUCCCAGUGUGGACGAGCAGGCUGACGGAAAAUCGUAUGUCGGUGACUUGCAGUCAGCAUACGAUGACAAUGGAAAAACCGUGUUCGAGGCGCCCAGAGCGAAAAAGAUGCGCAAACAGGAGAAAAAUGAUAAUCCGGAAGACAUCGAAGGCUUCCUUGGACCUUGGGGCAAGUUUGAGAACGAGGUGUCUGUGGCCAAGCCGAACGAACAGGAGCGCGCUGAAUUGGACGAGUUGCUUUCAAAACGGCACAAACGCGGAAGAAUCCCCGAAGAUAAGCCUCUCGAGGAGAAGAGUACAUUGCACAUCAAGGAUGCCUACGACUACCAGGGCCGCUCGUAUCUGCAUGCUCCACAUGAUCUGGGCGUAAAUUUGAGAUCCAAUGCACCGCCGCCAAAAUGCUUUCUGCCUAAGGCGCAUAUUCACACCUGGUCGGGUCACAACAAGGGCAUUUCUUCUAUUCGCUGGUUUCCCAAGACCGCACAUCUUUUGCUAUCCGGUUCGAUGGACUGCAGGGUCAAGUUAUGGGAGGUUUACGGCGAACGGCGCUGCAUUCGCACCUUCUCCGGGCACCGACAGGCCAUUAAGGAUAUUGCGUGGAACAAUAAGGGUACUAACUUCUUGUCUGCUUCCUACGAUCGCUACAUAAAGUUGUGGGAUGCUGAGACUGGGGAUGUGGUUUCCCGUUUCACCACACGCAAAAUGCCAUUCUGUGUAAAGUUCCAUCCAGAUAAUAGCAAGCAACAUUUGUUCGUGGCUGGUACCUCCGACAAGAAGAUCAUUUGUUGGGAUACUCGAAGUGGAGAUAUUGUUCAAGAAUACGACCGGCACUUGGGAUCAGUUAGCACCAUCACAUUCGUGGACGACAACCGUCGGUUUGUUACUACCUCGGACGAUAAAUCGAUGCGCAUCUGGGAGUGGGAUAUACCGGUGGACAUGAAGUACAUUGCCGACCCGACUAUGCAUUCCAUGCCUGCUGUAACAUUGGCGCCAAAUGGCAAGUGGAUGGCCUGCCAGUCGUUGGACAACAAGAUUGUCAUAUUCUCCGCCCUCAACCGUUUUAAAAUGAACCGCAAGAAGACCUUUACUGGACACAUGGUCUCAGGCUACGCGUGUCAACUGGAUUUUUCGCCGGACAUGAGCUACUUGGUUUCGGGUGAUGGCGACGGCAAGUGUUAUAUUUGGGAUUGGAAGACUACGAAGAUGUACAAGAAAUGGCAGGCGCACGACGGCGUCUGCAUCAGUGCCCUCUGGCAUCCGCACGAGGCCAGUAAAGUGGUCACCGCCGGUUGGGAUGGCCAGAUCAAAUAUUGGGACUAAAGGUCCGCUCAAAAAAAUCUAACGUAGAUAGUUUUAAGCCAAAACGAUAUGUAAAUUGAUUGAUUAUAUGGCAUACCUAUAAUAAGA